Molecule: messenger RNA, 3340 nt
Organism: Aricia agestis (brown argus)
Lineage: Eukaryota; Metazoa; Arthropoda; Insecta; Lepidoptera; Lycaenidae
Exons: 6
Coding region: 53-3340 (1095 amino acids)
Source: RefSeq, a predicted model, not a curated record
CGACCACCACAGCCAACAGUCACAACUCGAAGUGAUAACAGCACAGACCACAAUGUUGAAGCUGGUGGUGUUGUGUAUCGCGUUCGCCGUCGCGGCGGCCAAGCCCAGCGUGCUGGGAGGCUGGGGCCUCGGCCUGGCCGGCCUGGGCUGGGGCGGAGUCGCCGCUCCGCUGGUGGCACCCGCCGUCGCUGCCGCGCCCCUAGUGGCUGCUCCCAACUACCGCGGACCGCUCUCCCUCGCGCCCGGCCAGCCCGCCAACAUCCUGGCCGCCGACGGCAGGCCCCUGGACACCCUGAGCGUGAAUCUGGACCGCGCCGCCCACCUGACCGCCCGCGCUCUAGAAGGUGUUCACGUACUGAAGAAGAGGUCCAUCCUAGGAGCCCCUCUGAUCGGUGCCCACCUGGCCCCUGUGGUAGCCGCCCCCGUGGUGGGUGCCCGCCUGGUGGCGCCGGCCCCCGUCAGCGUGUCCGCCGCCGGUCACAUCCUGCCCCUCGGCCUCGGCUGGGGACACGGAGUAGUUGGACACAUCGAUGUGGAGACCCGUCUUGGCGGCGAAGUGGGCCGCGCGGUCCUCGUUCACCUCCAGGGUGUCCAGGGGCCUGCCGUCGGCGCCGAGGAUGUUGGCGGGCUGGCCGGGGGCCAGGGACAGGGGGCCGCGGUAGUUGUAGGGCUGCCACAGCGGAGCGGAGUACGCGAGGGGGAAGGAUGCAGCGUAGGCGGCGAUCGCUGGGGCGGCGAUUGGGCCGAGAGCCUUGGCGGUGAGGUGGGCGGCGCGGUCCAGGUUCACGUCCAAAGUGUCCAAAGGCCUGCCGUCGGAGCCGAGGAUGUCGGCGGGCUGGCCGGGAGCCAGGGAAAGCGGGCCGCCGUAGUUGGACUCGAACUGGUCAGCCGAAGCGGCCGCGAGCAGGCAGGACAACACCACCAGUUUCAUCAUUGUGGAAGAGCAUCAGUGUUCAAUCAGACGACACAGACCUCUUCCACAAUAAUGAAACUGGUGGUGUUGUCCUGUUUCCUCGCGGCGGCGGCGGCGUCGGCCGUCCCGGUGCUCAACUACGCCCUGCCCCUCUACCAGCCCUACAACUACAGGGGGCCCCUCUCCUUGGCGCCCGGUCAGCCCGCCGACGUGCUAGGAGCCGACGGCAGGCCCCUCGACACCCUGGAAGUGAACCUGGACCGCGCCGCCCACCUCACCGCCAAGGCCUUCGACGGCGGCUACGCCGGAUACCACCUGCUCAAGAAGCGCUCCGCCGCCUUCAUCGCGCCCAUCGCCCCCGUGGCGGCGUACGCGGCCUCCUACCCCCUGGCCUACUCCGCGCCCCUGCUGCAGCCCUACAACUACCGCGGCCCCCUGUCCCUGGCCCCCGGCCAGCCCGCCAACAUCCUCGGCGCCGACGGCAGGCCCCUGGACACCCUGGAGGUGAACGCUGACCGCGCGGCUCAUUUCGCCGCCAAGACCGGUCUCCACAUCCUGAAGAAGCGCUCCGCCGCCUUCGUCGCCCCCGUCAGCAACAUCGCCAUCGCGAGGACCCCACUGAUCACCCCCGCCUACUCCUACGCCUCCUACGCCCCCUACGCCUCCUAUGCCUCCUACGCCUCCCCCAUCAUCGCCUCCCCCUACUCCCGAUUUGCCUACACCGAUUCCAGCAAUGGGCAGACCGGUGUAGGCAAAUCGGGAGUAGGGGGAGGCGAUGAUGGGGGAGGCGUAGGAGGCAUAGGAGGCGUAGGGGGCGUAGGAGGCGUAGGAGUAGGCGGGGGUGAUCAGUGGGGUCCUCGCGAUGGCGAUGUUGCUGACGGGGGCGACGAAGGCGGCGGAGCGCUUCUUCAGGAUGUGGAGACCGGUCUUGGCGGCGAAGUGAGCCGCGCGGUCAGCGUUCACCUCCAGGGUGUCCAGGGGCCUGCCGUCGGCGCCGAGGAUGUUGGCGGGCUGGCCGGGGGCCAGGGACAGGGGGCCGCGGUAGUUGUAGGGCUGCAGCAGGGGCGCGGAGUAGGCCAGGGGGUAGGAGGCCGCGUACGCCGCCACGGGGGCGAUGGGCGCGAUGAAGGCGGCGGAGCGCUUCUUGAGCAGGUGGUACCCGGCGUAGCCGCCGUCGAAGGCCUUGGCGAUUCCAGCAAUGGGCAGACCGGUGUAGGCAAAUCGGGAGUAGGGGGAGGCGAUGAUGGGGGAGGCGUAGGAGGCGUAGGAGGCGUAGGGGGCGUAGGAGGCGUAGGAGUAGGCGGGGGUGAUCAGUGGGGUCCUCGCGAUGGCGAUGUUGCUGACGGGGGCGACGAAGGCGGCGGAGCGCUUCUUCAGGAUGUGGAGACCGGUCUUGGCGGCGAAGUGAGCCGCGCGGUCAGCGUUCACCUCCAGGGUGUCCAGGGGCCUGCCGUCGGCGCCGAGAAUGUUGGCGGGCUGGCCGGGGGCCAGGGACAGGGGGCCGCGGUAGUUGUAGGGCUGCAGCAGGGGCGCGGAGUAGGCCAGGGGGUAGGAGGCCGCGUACGCCGCCACGGGGGCGAUGGGCGCGAUGAAGGCGGCGGAGCGCUUCUUGAGCAGGUGGUACCCGGUGUAGCCGCCGUCGAAGGCCUUGGCGGUGAGGUGGGCGGCACGGUCCAGUUCCUUAUGACCUUUUUAAACGACUCUUUGGAGCAAGGAGCUCCCUUCUAUAAAUACGAUACGAUUCACUUUUACAACAUCAGUGAAACAACACAGACCAACAUGUUCAAUCUGGUGGUGUUGUGCACCCUCGUCGCCGCGGCGGCAGCCGGCGGGAUCGUCCCCCUGACGUACAGCGCGGCCCUCUUCCCAGCCACCACCACCAUCAGCAGGCAGGCCAGCAGCGUCAUCCACCCCACCCCGCUGAUCUCCACCCCCCUCGUGUACUCGUCCCCCCUGUACGCCCACCUCAUCAAGAAGCGCUCGGCGGUGUUCGCGCCCAGCUUCAUCGCGCCGUCGACGUACAUCGCGCGUGCCCCGCUCGUGACCGGCUACGCCGCGCCGCUGGCCACCACCUACUCCGUGGCCGCGCCGCUGACCACCGCCAUCGCGUCCCCGUUCUACGGCGCGCACUUGAUCAAGAAGAGGUCGGCUCCGCUGCUUCUGCGUUCGAGCUACGUGCGUCCCGCUGUGUACACCACUCCCCUAUUCAGGGCUCCCAUACGCGUCGCAACCCCAUUCUACUCCGCUGCUAUAGGCUACUCCGGCCACUUCAUCAAGAAGCGCUCCCUGGCUGUGGCGUCCUACAUCGCCCCCGCUGCGGUAUCGCACCAGUCUCGUGUGGACUUCCGCUCGACACCAGCCGUCGUGUCCACUUCCUACUCGGCCCCGCUGGUCUACAGCAGCUCCCUGAUCUCCCACUUCUUCUGA